AUGGCACUAGCACCAACUCCGCUUUCGAAACCAUUUUUCUCGACUAAACCGGCCGCCUCCAAAUCACCCCUGUUUUCCCUCCCUGGCGCCGCCUCCCGGAAAGUUCAAUCCAGGCCUAAUGUUGUUAUCCGGAGCUCCAUUUCUACCGCCCCAACUUCAGCUGCUGUGUCGAAGGCCUCAGCUAAAAUAAAGUCGGUGAAAGCUAGGCAGAUCAUUGACAGCAGGGGAAAUCCGACUGUUGAGGUUGACCUUGUAACCGACGGCGCUGAUGGUCAGCUUUAUAGAUCGGCUGUUCCGAGUGGGGCCUCCACUGGGAUCUAUGAGGCCUUGGAGCUCAGAGAUGGUGACAAAAGUGUCUAUGGGGGUAAAGGAGUUCUCAAUGCUGUCAAGAAUAUUAACGAUAUUCUCGGACCCAAACUCGUCGGUGUCGAUGUCAGGAACCAGUCUGAAGUUGAUUCGGUGAUGUUGGAAAUUGAUGGAACACCAAACAAAUCCAAGUUGGGGGCUAAUGCUAUUCUGGGAGUGUCUCUUAGUGUAUGUCGAGCUGGUGCUGGAGCGAAGGGAAUUGCUUUGUACAAGCACAUUCAAGAAAUCUCAGGCACAAAAGAGCUUGUUAUGCCAGUCCCAGCUUUUAAUGUGAUCAAUGGUGGCAGCCAUGCUGGUAACAAUUUGGCCAUGCAAGAGUUCAUGAUCCUACCAGUUGGGGCUACCUCAUUUUCCGAGGCACUUCGUAUGGGUAGUGAAGUUUAUCAUACUCUGAAGGGAAUUAUAAAAGCAAAGUACGGACAAGAUGCAUGCAAUGUUGGUGAUGAAGGGGGAUUUGCUCCCAAUGUUCAAGAUAAUAGAGAGGGGCUGGUACUUCUUAUGGAUGCAAUUGACAAAGCUGGUUACUCGGGCAAGAUUAAAAUUGGAAUGGAUGUUGCUGCUUCAGAGUUUUAUACAAAAGAUGGAAAAUAUGACCUCAAUUUUAAGAAACAACCUAAUGACGGGGCACAUGUGCUUAGUGACCAGAGCCUAUGUGAACUUUACAAGGAGUUUGUGAAAGAAUUCCCUAUUGUAUCAAUUGAAGAUCCCUUUGAUCAAGAUGACUGGGGCUCUUGGGCAGCUCUACAAUCCUCAGUUGAUAUACAACUUGUUGGUGAUGACUUGUUGGUCACAAAUCCAAAAAGAAUAGCAGAUGCUAUCCAGAAAAAGGCCUGCAAUGCUUUAUUGUUGAAAGUCAACCAAAUUGGAUCAGUAACAGAGUCAAUUCAAGCAGCCCUCGACUCCAAAGCUGCUGGAUGGGGUGUGAUGGUGAGCCACCGAAGUGGUGAAACAGAGGAUAACUUCAUUGCAGAUUUAUCUGUUGGGUUGGCGAGUGGACAGAUCAAGACAGGAGCUCCAUGCCGAAGUGAGCGUUUGGCCAAGUAUAAUCAGCUCCUGCGCAUUGAAGAGGAGCUUGGUAAUGUUCGCUAUGCUGGUGAAAGUUUCAGAUCUCCUUGA
Messenger RNA from Oldenlandia corymbosa var. corymbosa, 1482 nucleotides. The record is from the annotation of a GenBank genome assembly. Lineage: Eukaryota; Viridiplantae; Streptophyta; Magnoliopsida; Gentianales; Rubiaceae.